Messenger RNA from Diabrotica balteata, 774 nucleotides. The record is from the annotation of a GenBank genome assembly. NCBI's taxonomy places the organism in Eukaryota, Metazoa, Arthropoda, Insecta, Coleoptera, Chrysomelidae.
AUGAAAUGUCUCGGGAAAAUUCUCUCGACUGAAGAAAAUGAAACCAAAUCCGACAUUUUCCAACAACAGGCUGCUAUUAUGGCAGCAGCAACCGCACAAGGAACAUACAUUAAUCCAAUGGCUGCGAUAGCAACUCAACUUCCCCAUCCACCGAUAAAUGGAAUGGCGAAUUCUGCAUUGCCGCCAACAUCAGAUGUACCAGUGGGUCCUGUAGGUCCAGUAGGUCCUGGAAAUGGCCAGCCAAUCAAUGGCACAAUGCCAAGUUUACCAUCCCCCACUAUGCCAACAUUUAAUAUGGCGGCACAAACUCCCAAUGGGCAGCCUGCCGGGCAAGAGCCGCCAGUGUACACUAACGGAAUCCCUCCUCCACAAACUUAUCAAGCACACGCGCUACAUCUGUCCAUACCUGCACAAGGCUUGCCGAAUGGUGAGGCUGCGCUACAGCAUCCCGCAUAUCCAGGUAUGCAGCCGGCGUAUCCAGGUGUUGGUUGCUCAAUAUCAGGUCCUGAAGGCUGCAACCUCUUCAUAUAUCAUCUACCACAAGAAUUUGGAGACGCAGAAUUAAUGCAGAUGUUUCUUCCCUUUGGAAACGUGAUUAGUUCGAAAGUAUUUAUUGACCGUGCCACAAACCAGAGUAAAUGUUUUGGAUUUGUAUCUUUCGAUAAUCCAGCCAGUGCUCAAGCCGCCAUCCAAGCUAUGAACGGCUUCCAAAUAGGCAUGAAGAGACUUAAGGUUCAAUUGAAAAGGCCCAAAGACGCCAGUCGGCCCUACUAA